CCCUUCUCCCCGCCCUCGCGGGGAUGGCAAUGCGGAAGCGGAAGAGGCUGCAGGGCCGGGAGCCGCUCGCUAGGCCGGUCGGGUCCUGGGGUCCGGGCCCCCCGCCGCGAUGCCGAGCCCCCGCAGGAACGUGGACGCACGCCCGCUGUCCGCCUCCGCCUCGAGCAGCAGCGGCGGCCCCGGCAGCCCGGCCCACGGCGGCGGCGGCGGCGGCGGCGGCGGCAGGUUCGAGUUCCAGUCCCUGCUUAGCAGCCGCGCGCCGGGCUUGGACCCCACCUGCACCCGGCUCCGCGCGUCCGAGAGCCCGGUGCACCGCCGCGGCUCCUUCCCCCUGGCCGGGGCGGGCCCCUCGCAGGCGCCCCCGGCCCCGCUCCCCGAGGAGGACCGCAUGGACCUGAACCCGUCGUUCUUGGGCAUCGCCCUGCGCUCCCUGCUGGCCAUCGACCUGUGGCUGUCCAAGAAGCUGGGAGUGUGCGCCGGGGAGAGCUCGUCCUGGGGUAGCAUGCGGCCCCUUAUGAAGCUGCUGGAGAUCUCGGGCCACGGCAUCCCCUGGCUGCUGGGGACCCUCUACUGCCUAUCCAGGAGCGACAGCUGGGCCGGGCGCGAGGUGCUCAUGAACCUGCUCUUUGCCCUGUUGUUGGACCUGCUGCUGGUGGCCCUGAUCAAGGGGCUGGUCCGCAGGCGCCGCCCGGCCCACAACCAGAUGGACAUGUUUGUCACCCUUUCGGUAGACAAAUACUCCUUCCCCUCGGGCCACGCCACCAGGGCCGCCCUGGUGUCCCGGUUCAUCCUGAACCACUUGGUGCUGGCCAUUCCGCUGAGGGUGCUCGUGGUACUAUGGGCCUUCAUCUUGGGCCUCUCCAGGGUCAUGCUGGGGCGGCACAACGUCACCGACGUGGCUUUUGGCUUUUUUCUGGGCUACACGCAGUACAGCAUCGUGGACUAUUGCUGGCUUUCACCGCACAAUGCCCCGGUCCUCUUCCUACUGUGGAACCAACAAUGACACCAUCUCAUUCAUAUGGCACCAGGAGAUCUGAAGGUUUCCACAUGCGACCAUGCUGACAAAAACCAGCCGCACUCCUGCUCGGCCCUCUAAGGACAUUUCAGGCUUCCUUUGAAAUUUCAGGUGUCAUUCCAUCUUGAUGGCUUGCUAGGCCGGAGAACGUGCUGGCCAUUGGACCACAACCAUAUUAUGGAAAGCAAAAAAAAAAAAAAAAAAUCUCUCUAUUACAUAUUUAUUCAACAACUGUUUGUAUCUCCAGAACAACUGCAAAGAAAACAAGCUGGGGUGAUUAUAAUACUGCUGUUUUUUAAAAGUUGACAUCAGUAAAUUUUGUGUUUUGUAGUUAUCCUGUAAGCCAACAUAUCUCCUGUAAAGUGAACUUGGGGGACAAAAGCAAAACAUGGUCUGCAUUCUGUAAAUGUACAUGCAGAUGAGCCACCAAUUAAGCCUGGUUCUUCUCCUGAGGUAGAUUGUAGACAGUAGUUUAAGAGUCUAAGGCAUGAGUUUUUCUCACUGAUUCCCUGAAAAUCUGUUGCCACAGUGUCUUCUUAAUCCCGAUUUUCUUGAUAAGCUUUUUUUGUUUAUUGUCUCUUCCCUCUUUGUGGAUUGGGUAGUGAGAAGAGAGAUUAUAGUAUAUAUCUUUCUUUCCUUUCCCUCUACCUUCUCAAAAAUUCUUUAAAUAGAUAUAUAUCUCCCAGUACUCUCUCAUGUUAUCUUUUUGCAUUCAGAGAACAAGCCAAGAACUUCCUUGAAGAAGCAGCACUUAAUGUAGAUAUGGGCAUAUCUACAGUGCCAGUGGAGAAAGACUGGGACCAUGACCAAAUGCUUGAUUCUAUUGACAACAAAUAGCAUGGCAUGACAGAGGGCAGAAAUACCCAUUGAGGACGUCAGGAACUAAGAGUCUGGGGAACUGCAUGUCUGAUGAAAGCACAGCACUUGUCACUUGUACGGAGGCUGACAGAUCUUCCAUGGCCGUAACCCGUCGGCAUUUCGCUUAUACUCAUGGCCAGAGACGCCCCUACAGCUGACAGGCAAAGCUGUAUGACAGUCUGUCACCAACUACAGAUGGAAGGAUUGGAAAAUAUAAGCUGAAUUAAAAGAAAUGCCUGAUCCCAAACAGGAACAAUGCAGUCACUCUGCCACAAGCACCUCACUUGAGCAGGAUUCAGUGGACAAUUAUAAAACAAGUGUUGGUUGAUUUACUUCCCUUUUGGAAUUAGCAAGCCAGAGCCAUCUCUAGGGGAAAUACCUUAGAAUAUAUUCAAUUGGUUCAUAGAGGUGGCAAAUUAUCAGGAAGUCAUUGGGCUUUAUGGAAUUAAACUCUUCCCUUGUUAUUUAAAGGAGGGUGUUGUUGUUUGUUUUUUUUUUUAAUUAUUUCACAAAUCUUUAUCCUGGAAAAAAAUAAAAUUCUUCUUGGACUUAA
Acinonyx jubatus (cheetah) is the source of this 2426-nucleotide messenger RNA. It is a transcript of the gene PLPP6, whose product is annotated as phospholipid phosphatase 6. Lineage: Eukaryota; Metazoa; Chordata; Mammalia; Carnivora; Felidae. Gene Ontology annotation, molecular function: sphingosine-1-phosphate phosphatase activity. The coding region runs from base 110 to 1003 and encodes 297 amino acids. The transcript has 2 exons. The record is from RefSeq and is a predicted model, not a curated record.